Spirodela intermedia is the source of this 78-nucleotide messenger RNA. The record is from the annotation of a GenBank genome assembly. Lineage: Eukaryota; Viridiplantae; Streptophyta; Magnoliopsida; Alismatales; Araceae.
AUGAAAAAGAAACAGAACCUGGAAUUCCUCCCGAAGAAAACAAAAAAAAAAAACCAAAAUGAUUUUUUAAUAAUAUAA